Gadus chalcogrammus (walleye pollock) is the source of this 1608-nucleotide messenger RNA. It is a transcript of the gene timmdc1, whose product is annotated as translocase of inner mitochondrial membrane domain containing 1. The coding region runs from base 115 to 1101 and encodes 328 amino acids. Gene Ontology annotation, cellular component: mitochondrion. The record is from RefSeq and is a predicted model, not a curated record. NCBI's taxonomy places the organism in Eukaryota, Metazoa, Chordata, Actinopteri, Gadiformes, Gadidae. The transcript has 8 exons.
GCAAAACUAUGUUUUGAAUUGAAACAUGCAUGUGGACUGUACACUGGGGAUAAACGUGACCCGCUAUUCAACGCAAUCACAGCGACUUAUCGCCGCGGCGGCAAGUGAGGCGUGAUGGAUCCGCAGCAAGCCGGAGUUGGCCCGGCAUCGGGACGGCAGGCAGACUCGGGCCCCCGGGGCGUUCUCAGCACCGGGCUUCUGCGGGGCCUCUUCCAGAGGGCCGGGGCCCAGCCCCCGUCCUUCUGCUCUCUGCUGCUCCCCAGGGUCCACGCAGCUGACGCGGCUUCUGCCCAGCCGGUCUCUUCCAGCUCUCCCCCCUCCAACACCACCACCGCUACUAUGACUCCUGGCGCGGCAGCCUUUGGCAGCACCUUGCCGAAGAACUUCGGCCGGCCAGAGUUCCCCGACACGGGCUGGGACCGCAUCAAGGACCUCUUUGACCGAGAUGGCUCCCGGGGGCCGUCGGAGGAGCUGAGGAGCGUGCUGAAGAGCGCCGUGGCGGGGGCCCUGGUCGGCCUGCUCCACGGGGGGCUGCCCGCCGCGCGCAACGCACGCCAGCGCUACAUCCAGCUGAGCCAGGCGGAGCUCUACACCAGCCGGGUGGAGGCUGUGAGGUCCUCCCACAACGCCGCCAUUCGGGGGUUCCUGCGCUACGGCUGGAGGUGGAGCUGGAGGGUGGCCGCCUUCGUCACGCUGUUCAACUCGGUGAGCACCGGUCUGUCUGUGUACCGGGACAAAGACGCUCUGAGCCACUAUGCGGCCGCCGGAGCUGUCACUGGGGGUCUCUUCCGGCUCAACCUUGGUCUGAGGGGUCUGUUGGCCGGGACCCUGAUCGGCGCUCUCUUGGGGCUCCCCGCGGGCGCCCUGGUCGUCAGCAUGCAGACGGUUGCCGGGGAAACCACCCGUGACCGGGUGAGACGAGAGCGCAGCGAGCUGUACCAACUCAAGCUGCAGGAAUGGUCCGCCCGCCUGCAGCUGACGGACGAGCUGAUUGGUGACCUGAGUGUGAACACCAAUGAGAACCGGGACCUGCAGAGGAUCACGGAGCUCCUCGAAAUUCCCCGAAACGAGGGCGCCGUCGGCGACACUGAGGGCCCCUAGCGACCCCUAGUGGCCCCUGACUGUAUGGUCAUCCUCAUCAAGACUCGCGAGAGACCAGCGGAUAGACUCACAGCAGCAACCCUGAACCAACCGAAAUAAACACGCUCGCUCUCUCUCUCUCCCUCCCUCCCUCCCUCCCUCCCUAAUAAUAUGAUGUUCUGAAGACCGCGAUAGCUUUAAUCCUAUCGAGUGAUUUACCCCUUCCCCAUCGCCGGAUCCACCGCCACGCGAGAAGGAUCCGGACCGCACCUGAAGUCCUACGGGCUGGAGGAACGCUCUUCAUGAGCAGACCUCGCGAUCGGUGAUGUCAUGUGAUGAUGGUGAUCGGGAGUUGAUUGGUGUGAACGAUUUAAAUCAUGAUUGGUGUCACAGGAAAAAAAUCUGGAUUAGGAGACGUUUGUUCGUCUUGGUACACGGGGUGAGCACCAGUGCAAUGUUAUAAAAUUCCUAAUAUUUUAUGUAGGGUUCAAAAUGGCAACCCACAAAUAAAAAAUAGUUGUUAUUGUG